AUGUCCCAACCACGAAACUACACGGUUGGUUGGAUAUGUGCUAUCAGAGUUGAAUACAUUGCUGCACAAGUCUUCCUUGAUGAGGAACACGACCCGCCAGAAUAUAUUUUACAGCAUGACAAUAAUCAUUAUAUAUUGGGUCGAAUCGGAAAGCAUAAUGUGGUUAUCGUGACUUUGCCUUCAGGAAAAUAUGGGACAACCUCUGCUGCAACAGUUGCCAGGGAUCUACUAUAUAUAUUCCCAAAUGUCAAGAUUGGUCUUAUGGUGGGAAUUGACGACGGGGCUCCUACUGAGAAACAUGAUAUUCGCCUGGGCGAUGUGCUUGUCAGCCAUCCGGGAGAUAGUAACGGCGGACUACUCCAGUAUGAUUUUGCGCUUGUGGGCCUACGAGUUUUGUAUGAGCGAAAAGGUUAUUGCCUCAAGACAGCUGUUGAAAGAACUUUGGAAAAGAACAAGAGGCUGCGGAAGAAAUUUGAGCAACCAGAUCCAAGUAGUGACAGACUAUAUGAGUGUAAAAUAACUCAUGCGAAUGGCGAGGAAAGCUGCUUCACAGCUUGUGGUUUACGAGGGCUAAAACUGCGACACUUGCUGCCCGAGGACGAUGAUGACCCAGAGAUUCACUAUGGAUUGAUUGCAUCGGGGAAUCGAUUGAUGAAGAAUGCUUUGAUUCGAGAUCAACUAGCUAGCGAGAUAGAUAUCUUGUGCUUUAAAAUGGAAGUAACAGGUCUGAUGAACCACUUUCCCUGUCUUGCUAUACGCAGCAUCUGUGAUUAUUCAGAUUCUCACAAAAACAAAAAAUGGCAGGGCUACGCUGCGAUGAUAGCUGCUGCAUAUACGAAGGAUCUUAUUAAUCAGAUACAACCAAACAAGGUGGCACUCGAGAACACAAUCAAAGAUCAUCUAUUAGGUAAUGAAUCCAAAAUUUCAGAAAAGAAAAUGACUCAACUGUUCAUAGGUCUUGAAAAGAUUGCAACCAAACAAUUGGAUGUUUCAAAACAGCAACUCAAAGUUCAGAAGCAUCUAGCUGACAAUGAAAUAUUAAAACAGGAGCGGGAAUGUCUCCGGCUCUUUCGCCUUACCAGCGGUACCCAAGAUAUUACAUACGAGUGGUACAAGCACCGUGUGGAAGAUAGAGUGGAAAAUACUUGCAUGUGGUUUCUGAAACACCAGCAUUUCCAAUCGUGGCUGAAGGCAGACUCCGGCCCUCUAUUCGUAUCAGCAGACCCUGGAUGCGGCAAAUCAGUUCUUGCGAAAUAUCUGAUUGAUCAUGUGCUUCCAGAGACAGCCAAAGCAACGAAUGUGUGCUAUUUUUUCUUCAAAACACAGGAUCAGCACACAAUUCGCCAGGCACUUUCUCUUUUCUAUGAAACCGUCAUUGAUACGGACGGCAAUGCCACUGUACGAAAGGGAUGCUUCGGCUAUGAUCCCCGCACAGGAUCUGUAACUAUUGUACUUGAUGCGAUUGAUGAGUGUUCUGAGUCGGCAAGCCUAAUAAAGAGCAUAGAGAAGCAGUUCUACAGCGGUGCUGUAAACUAUGGGAAGCUAAAGUUUCUCCUCACAAGUCGACCAUAUCGCCAAAUUAUAUCGGACUUCUAUGGCCUAGCAGAAGCUUUUCCAGAAAUCCAUAUCCCCGGAGAAGAAGAGUCAGAAGUGAUCAGCUAUGAGGUAAAUCACGUUAUUGCACAUCGAAUCCAACGAUCGUCAACAAAAAGACAGUGGUCGCCUGCUAUUGAAAAUCAUCUUAGAAAUAAACUCCAGCACAACUCCCACCGCACCUAUCUCUGGGUUUAUCUUAUAUUUGAGCACCUCGAGGCUGAGGACUUCAAAAAGGCUCCAAAAGGAAUCGAUCUGGCUAUUGAGAACCUUCCCAGGACUGUCAAUGAGGCAUACGAACAGAUUCUCAGUCGGUCCAAGAACAACAGAUAUGUCCAAAAAGCUCUUAGUGUAAUUCUAGCUGCUUGUCGACCGCUGAAAAUCUCGGAAAUGAAGGUUGCCAUGGAGAUAGAAAGCACAUCGCAAUCUUUGGAAGACCUUGACCCAGAAACAGACGAGGACUUCAAGGUGCGGUUGAGAUCCUGUUGCGGGUUAUUUAUCUCUAUCUAUGAAGAAAACAUCCACUUUCUUCAUCAAACAGCACGAGAAUUUCUUAUCCGUGCUGAUUCGGGAUUAACUACGACCCCAUCGUUGGUACCACCGUUUCAAGGCUCCAUCACUCUCCGAGAUGCAAACGACAUUCUUGCGAAAUGCUGUGUGCGCUACCUAGACUUCUUCAAUUUUGAUGGCCACACAAUGGAUGAUGCCAAAGAAGAAAUGCUAGCUUCUUUUCAGUCCUAUGCAUUCUCCUCCUACUCAGCCAUAUAUUGGGCCGACCAUUUUCGCGAAGCUCAAGACGGGGCGUAUCCUGCUUUUCUUGAUUGCGUAAUGAGAAUCAUCAACCCAGGUUCACACAGCUUUUCUCAAUGGAAUUUGCACUGGCGCAACCACGAGCGCCCGAGCAAUAGAAGAUGGAAUGGACCACUUCAAGAAAGAAAUGACAAUGAUGAGACACUAUUAAUACAAGCUGUUAACAAUGGGCACAAGAUUGCAAUUCGUGUCCUUGUCGAGAAAGGCGCGAACAUUGAAGCAGCUGAUAAUCAAGGUCAAACACCUCUGAUAUGGGCUGUCAAAGUGGAUCACGAGCCUACAGUUAAAUAUCUCCUUGAGAAGGGUGCUAAUACUGACGCAAGAGAUCAUUCUUUCGGUCAGACGGCACUAUCAUGGGCUGCUGAGAGAGGCUAUGAGACUAUAGCUGCUCUACUUAUCACAAAUGGUGCCGAUAUUGAAGCAUGA
Clonostachys rhizophaga is the source of this 2829-nucleotide messenger RNA. The record is from the annotation of a GenBank genome assembly. NCBI's taxonomy places the organism in Eukaryota, Fungi, Ascomycota, Sordariomycetes, Hypocreales, Bionectriaceae.